This is a messenger RNA of Darwinula stevensoni, 285 nucleotides long. Lineage: Eukaryota; Metazoa; Arthropoda; Ostracoda; Podocopida; Darwinulidae. The record is from the annotation of a GenBank genome assembly.
AUGGCACAUCGAAUCAUCCCCGUCCUGCUGCUCGGUUUGCUGCUCGUGUUGCACACGCAGCUCUGGUUUGGGCGCGGUAGCGUGUCCACCGUGGCCGGGAUGAGGCAAGAAUUGGCAACUCUGGAACACGCCAACCGCGAAGCCCAGCUGCGCAACGAACAGCUCUCCAACGAAGUGCGCGACCUGCAAGACGGCCUGGACAUGGUGGAAGAACAUGCGCGGCAGAACCUGGGCAUGGUCAAGCCCCGUGAAAUAUUUGUCCAGAUUGCCCAGCGCCGUCCUUGA